AUGUGUUCUUAUUUCUGCAUGAACUGGAUUCUUCUCAUCCUGUGUACAGGCCCCGUGGUGUCAGGAUCACUUGUGAAAGGAAAAGUUGGUCAGAAUAUCAUCGUGCCCUGCUUUUACAGUGUUAAGACAACGGACGACAUCACAUCGAUGUGCUGGGGGCGUGGCAGCUGCCCUUCUUCCAAGUGUUCCGAGACGCUCCUCUGGACGGACGGCUGGCAGGUGACGGAGCGGUCCAGCAGCAGGUACAGGCUGAGGGGCAACCUGCGGGGGGGCGACGUGUCCCUCACCAUCCUCAGCGCCCAGGAGGCGGACAGCGGCACCUACUGCUGCCGCGUGGAGAUCCCGGGGUGGUUCAACGACCUGAAGAGUGAGCACAAGGUCCUGAUAGAGAGAGCUAGAAUCUCUACUGCAAGUCCUCACACUUACACCUCUGAACAGACCACAGCUCGUGGGAGCACCAGCGAGUCAUCCUUUACCAUCACAAGAACGUGGCCAUCAGUUCCUGCUUCAGAAGCUCCUAGGACUGCAUCUGAUCCCUGCUCAAGCACCUCAGACUGCUGGGAUGUAACCACUAACCUGCAGAACGUGUCUUUAUCACUUCCCAGUCAGCAGUAUUCAGAGAAAGGGCUGUACAUUGGGAUUGGUUUAUGUACAGCACUUCUAGCCGUCCUUAUUUUGGCACUGUUCCUGACUAGACGAUAUUUAUACAACUCAAAGAAGACAGGUGACUUUGCAAACUUCGUUGCAUUUUGGAGGCCAGAAGGUGCAGGGAGCCAUCAUGCCCUGGAAGAUGAAAACCGUGCAGAGGAGAAUUCUUUGUCAGCUAAAAUGUCCUGUUUUGUGCUGUUUCACUGGAUUGUGAUCCAGAUAUUUAUAGUGCCCUCAGCAUCUGAAACCGUUGUUACAGGAGUAAUAGGGCAAACUGUCCGCUUGCCUUGCUUCUACCAGGUGGCACAACAGUCGGACAUCUCUGAUAUGUGCUGGGGCAGAGGCCCGUGCCCGAAUUCAAAGUGCAAUAAUAAAAUUUUGCACACCACUAGGAAUAGAGUGACGUUCAGAAAAUCCCAGAGAUACAAUCUCCAGGGCUAUAUUUCCAAUGGAGAUGUGUCUCUCACCAUUGGGAGAGUGAAGGCAGAAGAUGCAGGGACAUACUGCUGCCGCAUAGAGAUCCCAGGCUGGUUCAACGACAUCAAACUGAACAUACGCCUGGAGGUGGUCAGAGCUCCUCCAGUGAUGACAACCACCACGAGAAAGGCACCUGUUUCCCCCAAACGUUUUAGAAAAACAACUUUUGCUCCUCAGGCAACCUCAGCUCAUCAAACUACAACAGAGACUGAUACUGCUGUCCUGACAACCACUGUCCCACCAGCAACAACUGCAACCACCAAGUCUCCAGCAGUAAUUACACUACAGACUGUUGCUCCCCCAGCAUUUGUUGUGACAGAAAAUGACGCUUUUCCAGAAGCUAUGGUGACAAUCAGUGCUCUCCCAGACUUUUCAACAGGUUUCCAAGCAGCUGACCUGGGGACUGAAGAUGACAUCGUGCUCUGCCCAGAAGAGUCUAUCCCUCUUCCUGAAGUGACUCCUGAAUUCCCAGGGACACUUGCAGCUUUGGAGGGAGCUAUAAGUCCUUACAUUUUGCCUGUGGUGGAAGACUUGCCAACUGCAGGGAUUUCAGUAAGUUCAGAAUGCAACGCUGAGAAACAUGAUGAUAAUGGAGAUAAGUUGCCCGUCCAUGCCUCUCUCAUUGCCUCUAUCCUAGUGGUGUCCAUUGCUAUCAUAUUGAUGCUUUCAUUGUUGUGUUGGAAACGUAAACACACAAAGAAGGUUAUAAUGAGAAGUGUUGGACCAGUGGAAGACCUUGAAACAGUUUUCAGUGGCACUGAAGGAGAAAACAGUAUUCAUUCCCUGUGA
Molecule: messenger RNA, 1914 nt
Organism: Merops nubicus (carmine bee-eater)
Lineage: Eukaryota; Metazoa; Chordata; Aves; Coraciiformes; Meropidae
Exons: 17
Coding region: 1-1914 (637 amino acids)
Source: RefSeq, a predicted model, not a curated record